GGUACCUGUACAGUAUUUUCAUGUGCCUAAGUGACAGUUGUCACCGUUGUUCCUUCCACUUUUUUGCAUUUUAUGAUUUCACCUGACAAAUUUGAUCUAUUUUUUCCAAAUUUUCAGGAUUUUCUUGGCGUCUGAUUCCAUAAUCUAUUAUAAUCAAGAUUUUCCCCAGCCAUCCUGUCAAUUCCCCCAAGUCUUUGGGGAAGUACCUAAGGCAUUGUGGUUCAUAGUGUGGGCUCUGCAGGCUGACUCUCUAGGUUCAGAUCCCAAGUUAUGGCUUACUAGCUGAGUUUGUUCAGAAAAAACUAAACCCAAGUGAUUCAGAUGCUUAUUUGGGCUAGAUUUAAAUCUCCAGAUUUCUUUGUAUGCUUUGUCUGGUGAGAUGUUUAAGAAUCUCCAGAUACUGCUGCUGAUGCCAUUGUUGAUAAUGGUGAAAUUAUAUAACAACCAUGCAUGCUUAAAGACUGUCUAGAUGCAGAUACCAUGACAACAACUAACAUAUAAGCGCUACCCUGUGGGAGACAUUCACAAUUCCAAGCAGUUGAUGUGUAUGUGUCAGUUAAUAUUUAUAGCAACCCUUUUUUCCCCAGCUUUAUUGAGAUAUAAUUGACAUAUAGCAUUGUGUAAGCUUAAGGUGUACAAUGUGAUGAUUUGAUAUUUGUCUAUAUUGUGAAAUGAUUACACCAUAAGGCUAGUUAAUACUUCCAUCACCUCACAUAAUUAUCUUAUUUUCUGUGGUGAGAACAUUUAAGAUCUACUCUCUUAGGCAGAUAUUGUUGUUGUCCUGGUGUUACAGAUAAAGACAGGCUCAGAGAGGUUAAGAAAUGUGCCCAGGGUUACAGAGAUGGUAAGUGGAAGAGCUGUGGUUCCGAACCAGGCAGUCUGGCUCCAGACUUAGUGCUCUUAACAAUGACACUGCACCGCCUUGGACAUGGAGCCGCUCUGCUAUCCAGAGAAAUGGUGGAAUCAGAAUUUAAAUCUGAACAUUCUGCCUCUAGAAUCCUGCACACUUACCCACUAUGCUCUACUGUCAGUGUCACCUGUGUCUCACGUCCAGCCCAGUUUAUUUCUAGAUUUAGAUCAUUGUCUACCAUAUCUUUUUCUGGUAGGACUUAUUUGUAAUGUGUAUUUGCUUUUGAGAUUAAUUAAUGAAAAACUUUUGUUUACUCAUCUUUUAGAUGACACCAGGUUUAAAACUGUGCAGGGAGUUGUGACAAAGUUAUGUGAUGAUUAUGGCUUGAUUGAUGAGUUGAUCUACUUCAGCAGUGAUGUUGUAACUGGCAGUGUGCCUCUGAAGGUUGGACAAAAAGUUACUGCAGUUGUGGAAGAAGAUGAAACAUCUCAUGGAUUGAAAGCGAUCAAAGUGGAUGCUUUCUAUGAUGAUUGCCAUGGUGAUGGGCUGUCAGACUCCUAUUCUAGAGUUUCAUUUGCCUGUAUUACCUCUCCAAUGGAAAGUGCUGACUACCUUAAUCAUACAACUUACUUUUCUCUAGACGUUGUUUGUAAAGGUUUUGAGCCUUAUCAGGGUGACCGAGUAGAAGUUGACUUUUCCAUCCAGCCAGACACGCAGAGCAGAAAGGCCCUCUCAGUGAAGCCUCGACGACAUAAGCAUGUGCAUGAGGUCUGUAUUACUAGCCUACAUGGAAGAAAUGGGGUAAUAGAUGAGUGCAUCUUUUUCACCUUGGAUUCUCUGAAACUCCCUGAUGGAUACAUACCUCGAGUAUCUGACAUUGUUAAUGCGGUUGUGGUGGAGAGCAUUCAGUCCUGCUAUAAUUGGAGAGCAAUUUCUAUGACUCUAGUGAAAAGGUGGUAAUAAGAAAACAAUAUUUUUACUCCCUAUGCAGCUUUUCUUCUCUUGGCAAUGAAGGGCCUGGUUUAAAUGUGUUUUGAAAAAACUAGCUUAGUAAACCUCAACAAUUAAUUCAAAUUCAACCUGUCAAAUCCUGUGUGGGUUGGCUAAAUAGAGUGUAUCUUCUGGAGAGUGUUCAGCAAUUUUAUUAUUGAUUAAAGACAUUUUCAGCUUAA
This is a messenger RNA of Equus caballus (horse), 2022 nucleotides long. The record is from RefSeq and is a predicted model, not a curated record. Lineage: Eukaryota; Metazoa; Chordata; Mammalia; Perissodactyla; Equidae.